CAAAAUCUCGUGCUUCGUCCAUGGGCGCGUGGCCGCCCCGAUCAAUUGAGCCAUGGGAGACGGUUGCUGCAGUCCAGUAUGUUGAGAAGCCACCGCAACGCCUCUUUUCCUUUCCUUUGACUUUUCUAUAUAAUCCCGCCGGCUGCCCCUGUUUUUCUCUCUGUUUACGCUCUGUUUACUCUCUGCCAUCUCGCUAUUUACUCUUUACCAAGCGCACGCAUUCGGUACCCGCCGUCGAUCUCUACUCGCUACAUCGCGCUCUUUACACCAGCAGAUACUGAGACCAACAUACAUCCAUACCGAAACUGAUUUCUUUCUUCAGAAGUCGUAAAUCCGGCCUCGGGGACGGCAAUAUUUUUGAGACAUUCAGUUGAUCACAAUGACGGCGCCACGAUAUCAAACCGCCGAGCUGCGACGCCAGGUUGGCUCGCCAAGGCCCAGGCCUCGAGAAAACAAGGACACGCUCUGCAGAAAUAUCUUGAUAUACGGUCACUGCCGCUACGAAGACCAGGGCUGUGCUUUUAUGCAUGAUCAGACCAAAGGGAACUCCUCCCAGGCGAGCUCGUCUCAACAAGACAACGGCGGCACUAAGAAGACUCUGAAUGUCGAAUCACCGUCUUUUACACCCUCGAUCCUACAACCUGUACAGAAAAAACCAACCUUUUCAUCACAAGCGGUGACUGCGCCGUCUUUCACUCCGCGUGGUCUAGGAGCCGCCACACCAUCUACCAUACCCGAUACCGAAGCACCAGCUUUUAACCCAGCUUCUAUACGCGAAUUUACACCCAGUUUUGAUCUCAGCUCUACUACUGCUGCAACAAACGGAACUUCACACGAUGGAGGAGCUCUCUCAUACGACCCAUUUGGGCUGCCGAAUCAAAGCAUGGUCACCACGCCAUAUAACCCCUAUGCUGAGGACCAUGGCGCCAUGUCCAGCGCCGCGUCUACAUAUUUUGCGGCUCAGAACGCUUAUGCGGCGCCAUCACAGCCUUUACAGUAUCAUCUCUACGCUCCUGUCGGGCCAUAUCGAGAAGACGUAAUGCCAUACAACCGUCUUUCUCACGACUUUUUCAUAUCCGAGACGAUGAGGGAGGAUAUGCAGAAGCAAUCCGAGGCAACGUGGCAAGUGAUGCCCGGUUCCCAACUGCCGCAUUUGGAUAACUACCACUCGCUGGUGGCCUUGGAUACGACUCAUCGCAAAAAUGCCGGCAUAUUUGGCUAUCCAAGCUGGGUGUACAAAGCCACGUCGUCCAAGGAUGGAAAGAUUUACUGCCUCCGGAGAUUGGAAGGCUUUAGGCUGACCAACGAGCAUGCCAUUCGGUCCGUCAAGGAGUGGAGGCGGAUCAACAACUGCCACGUGGUCAGCAUUCACGACGCAUUCACCACCAGAGCUUUUGGAGACAGCUCCCUGAUCAUUGUGCAAGACUAUCACCCGCUUUCUAAAACACUGGCCGAGACGCACCUCGUGCCAAGUGUGGCGCACGGGUCGAACCGCCUUCAGCCCAAGCCGCCCAUAACCGAGGCGGUGCUAUGGGGAUACAUUACGCAGAUUGCAAGCGCCCUGAAGGCAAUACACGGCAAUAACCUGUCUGCGCGCUGCCUUGACGUCAGCAAGAUUAUCUUGACCGACAAGAAUCGAAUCCGCCUGACUGCGUGCUCCAUAAUCGACGUGACCCAAUAUGAUGUGAAACGACCGAUGCAAGAACUUCAGCAGGAAGACUUUCUCCAUUUCGGCCGCACCUUGCUCUGCCUUGCCACCAAUACAUUGCCCAUGCAGAUGACCAACAUGAAUGCGGCGAUGGAACAAAUGAGCAGGUCCUACUCUACGGAGAUGAAAGAUACCAUUGCGUGGCUUUUGACACCGGCGCAGCCACCCGCGCAACAGAAGACCAUCGAUGAGUUUAUUCAAGGGAUAGCGACUCAUAUAACCACAACGAUGGACCAGCAAGGGCACUAUCAUGAUGCCAUCCGCUCCGAGCUAUUCCGCGAACUAGAGAAUUCAAGGCUCUUGAGACUGAUGAUGAAGCUCGGCACCAUCAAUGAGCGGCCAGAGUACGACAAUGAUAGAGCCUGGUCGGAAAUCGGAGAGCGAUACAUGUUGAAGCUGUUUAGGGACUACGUCUUCCAUCAAGUGGAUAACAACGGGAACCCGGUUAUAGACCCGGGACACAUGAUACGCUGCCUCAACAAACUUGACGCUGGCUCGGAGGAGAAUAUUUGCCUGACUAGCAGAGACGAGCAGACUAGCAUUAUUGUUAGCUACAAGGAGGUGAAGAAGCAAGUACUCAGCGCAUUUGGCGACCUCCUAAAGGGCUCUAGUAAGACGGGAAGGUCUUUUUAGGAGAGGGACCCUGUUGAUGAAAAUGGCAGCAUAUGAUAUGAUGAUGAGUGAAAGGGGGGGCCUAGGAAGACGACGUCUGCAAGAGAUGUAUGAACCGCGAUGGGCUACAUCAAUGUAGCGAGCGAUGCGCUUUGUUAUUGCCGAACAACUUUCAUGUGCUUUUAUGAGUAUAUUGGAGAGGGAGGAAUAGAGUACAGGGGGAAAUGCCAAAGGGAGUGGGCGAGAGAGAGAAGGGACAGCGAUACUAGUAUUUUCUUAUAAUUUUUUUGAGAUACAAAACCCAAAAAAAGCUGUAUACCGCUAAUGAAUGUGCAUCACGCC
Trichoderma asperellum CBS 433.97 is the source of this 2662-nucleotide messenger RNA. RefSeq lists its product as uncharacterized. The record is from RefSeq and is a predicted model, not a curated record. Gene Ontology annotation, cellular component: P-body; PAN complex. Gene Ontology annotation, molecular function: protein kinase activity; ATP binding; metal ion binding. Lineage: Eukaryota; Fungi; Ascomycota; Sordariomycetes; Hypocreales; Hypocreaceae. Gene Ontology annotation, biological process: protein phosphorylation; mRNA processing; nuclear-transcribed mRNA poly(A) tail shortening.